This is a messenger RNA of Vespa velutina, 3587 nucleotides long. RefSeq names its product pescadillo homolog. Gene Ontology annotation, molecular function: RNA binding. The transcript is spliced from 8 exons. The record is from RefSeq and is a predicted model, not a curated record. Bases 139 to 1983 code for a protein of 614 amino acids. Gene Ontology annotation, cellular component: PeBoW complex; nucleolus. Gene Ontology annotation, biological process: maturation of LSU-rRNA from tricistronic rRNA transcript (SSU-rRNA, 5.8S rRNA, LSU-rRNA); ribosome biogenesis. NCBI's taxonomy places the organism in Eukaryota, Metazoa, Arthropoda, Insecta, Hymenoptera, Vespidae.
GCUAGGCGUUACAGUGUUCCUUAAAGUUCUUUGCUUAUUUGCACGUGCCAAUAAGUUCUUUCGAUAUAUGUAAUUAAUAUUGUGUUUUACGUUAUAUAUUUAUUAACAUAUAAUAAUAAAAAAAGUCCGAAGAGCAAAAUGGUUGUAAUAGGAAAGAAAAAAUAUCAAUCUGGAGAAGGAGCACAAUUUAUGACCAGGAAAUCUGCGUUAAAGAAAUUACAACUUUCUUUAAAUGAAUUUCGAAAAUUAUGCAUAUUGAAAGGAAUAUAUCCAAGGGAGCCUCGUAAUCGUAAAAGAGCACAAAAAGGUGAAGUUGGAAUAAAAACACUGUAUCAUAAAAAGGAUAUUCAAUUUUUGAUGCACGAACCAAUUAUAUGGAAAUUAAGGGAUUACAAAAUAUUUAAUAGAAAAGUAGGAAGGGCAAGGGCAAUGAGAGAUUUUGCAGAAAUGAAAAGAUAUUUAAGUAAACAUCCUACUUUGAAAUUAGAUCAUAUUGUUAAAGAACGUUACCCGACAUUCAUCGAUGCUUUAAGAGAUCUAGAUGAUUGUUUAACUUUAUGUUUCUUGUUCAGUACAUUUCCGUCCUUAGCUCACAUACCACGUGAUCAAUCAUCUUUAUGCAGGAGACUAACCAUUGAAUUUUUACAUUAUGUAGUAGCAGCAAAAGCCUUAAGAAAAGUUUUUAUAUCCAUUAAAGGUUAUUAUUAUCAAGCUGAAAUUAAAGGUCAGAUGAUUACUUGGAUUGUACCACAUCAUUUUUCUUUCGAGCCACAAGAGAAAAGAGAAGUUGAUUUCAAAGUUAUGUCUAUAUUUGUGGAAUUCUAUAUUGUGAUGCUUGGCUUUGUAAAUUAUAGGCUUUAUCAUUCUCUUAAUUUGUUUUAUCCUCCACAAUUUAAUAAUACUGUACCAUGUGAAAAGAAUCUUGUAGACGAGGAAGCAUUUGUAUCAGAAAGAAUAAGUGCAUUAAAUGUACCUCUUCUAGCAUUAGAUCCUGCUAUACAAAAUGUAGAUGAUGAAGAAAUGGAAAUAGAUCAAUUCUCUAAAGAUGCUGAUGCACAACAAUUGGAAACUGCAAAAUUAGAGGGCGAGAAAAUAAAGAAAUUAAAAACAUUAUUUAAAGGUUUGAAGUUUUUCUUAAAUAGAGAAGUUCCAAGAGAACCAUUAGUUUUUGUUUUACGUUGCUUCGGAGGAGAGGUUUCUUGGGAUAAAUUGUUGUUCGUUGGCGCAACUUUUGAUGAAAAUGACGAAACAAUUACACAUCAGAUUGUAGAUAGACCUAGUAUGGAUAAACAAUUCUUAUCUAGAUAUUAUGUGCAGCCACAAUGGGUAUUCGAUUCAGUGAAUGCAAGAGAAUUGUUGCCUGUAGAAAAAUAUUUAAUGGGCGCUAUUCUUCCUCCACACUUGUCUCCAUUCUCUGAGAGCCGAUUAGAUCAAACGUACAUUCCACCGGAGGAACGUGCGUUGAUUGAUCCUGAAUAUAAGCUCAGAAAUGUAGAAGAUGAUGAAUCGUCUUCUGAAGACGAAGAAGAUGAAGAUAAAUUGGAAAAUAAAACAGGAAACAUGGAUGAAGAUUCGAACGAUAGUAAAAAAGAAGAAGAAGAAGAAGAUGAUGAUGAUGAUGAUGAUGAUGAUGAUGAUGAUGAUGAUGAUGAUGAUGAUGAUGAUGAUAUUGAGAUAUCAGAUAGAGAAAAAGAAAAAGAACGUGAACGACUGCAAAAGAAAAAGGCAAUGAAAGUGAAGGCAGGUGAAAUAACGAAGGAAGAUCCUUAUGAAAAGGAACGUCAAGAUAAACAAGAAUAUCGACUUAGAGAAAAAAUGAUUAAGAAGAAACAUCGAAAUUUGUAUAAGAGUAUGAUGCAAGGUCGUAAAGAGAGAGCAAAAGAAAUCUGGUUACUGCGGAAAAAAAGGCGAAUUCAUGAUAAUACUGAAAAAGAAAAACAUAAAGAAACUCGUAAAUUACGAAGAAGUAAUCUUAUUGAAUAAAAAUAAAAAAAAAAUAAAAAAAAAAAAAAAAUAAAAAAGAUAAUAAAAAAAAAAAAUAAAAAAAAAGUUAUUACGACAUUAAUUAAUGAUAAACAAAAGAUAGUUUCUUCGUUUUUCCUAAUUUUUAUACUAAUUUAUUUCAAUGUAAGAUCACUUAUACAGUCACUUUCUCGAUCAGCAUAUAUACAGUUAUAUAUUACAGAAAAAAAGAGAAAGAUGCCUUCGAUCCAGUCCUCCUACUAAAAGUGCGCCCACACAUUCAACAAUUCUGAUCUUUGCUUUUUCCAUUGAAGGACUUUGAAGGCCAUACUUCCUACACUCUUUAACCCACGCCUUCUCCUCACAUGUAUAUUCAUUAAUACACACACAUAUAUUUGCAGUGUGUCUUAUAGCGACGAUGAUAUCAUCGGACAUAAAGAUUUCUAUCCUAGUACAUUGAUCUUGAAAAGUAGAUAUUUUUCUAUUUUUUUUUUAAUAAUUCAGUAUUCUUUUAGCUUGAUUUUUUUUCUUAAAUAUCGUGUAUUUUACAUAACAUGUAUUUUAUAUUAAUUGAUUUGAUAAUAUUACAAUGAUCAGUUUCAUUGCAAUCAAACAAAAAGAUGGCUGUAACGAGUAUGAAGAAAUUGAUUGUAGAGAGUCGAUUUUACGGUGCUAAUUCAACUCUAUAAUUUGGUAGAUAGAUGUGUAUGUAUCCAUGCGAGAUCCUGUGUAUCCAUGCAUGUGUAGGACUAUACAUGUGGCACGAUGUGUACACAUUGGAUGCUUACGUCAUCCUUGCUAUUCCUGUUCCAGCUCAUCUUCUUCGAGUAUCCUUAAAUAUCUUUGUCCCUCCGAAUGCUCACAACCGGCUGGUAACACCCUAAUUUUCUUGUCGAGUUCUGCUGUUGAAUAGCUGACCUUGAAGAUCUUAUACUAAUAUUAUAUGCAUCUAUGUUUACUUUGACUUUACUUUUCUUUUAUUUUUACAUUUUAUUUUACAUUACAAGAUGUACAAUUGCUGUUUUAUUUUCUUCAAUGAUUUUAUUAUCAUUAUUAUAAGAUCUUUAUAUUUUAUAGUUUUACGUUUUUUAAAAUUUUUAUUUGAAAUAUUUCUUUUGCAAAGAAUUAUCGAUUUUUAUUUUAAAAUAUAGUGACGUAUGUACGUGGGCAGUAUGCGGGUAUUGGACUACCUACGUAGAUGUUUGUUACGUAUUUUAGAUUGUAAUAUCUUCUUACUCACGAAUUAUAAACGAAUUUCUUUUUUUCACGGAUUGAAUAAUAGAGUAUGAUAGUGUAAUGAGAUUUCAAUUAAAUUCGGUUGAAUAAUCUUGUCAUCGAUAAGUUCAAAGAACUUUAAAUACGACUUUUAACGUAUCGCGCACAUGCAAGACACGUCUUCAUCGAAUGAAAUUUUACUCUUGAUAAAGACAAACGAUGGAUGAUUCGUUCGGGACGAACGGUUCACUGUCUUUGAUAUAUUCGUAGUGAAUAUUACGGUGACUUGAACGCGUGGUAAGGAACUCAACAUCAAAAUCUUAAAAGUAUGACGUAAUUAUUGCAUUUUUGCUUCUAAGUAACUUGACAAAAUUGUAAGAUUAAUUAUAAUUAAAUUAUAUUAUUUUAUU